AUGGACGAGAAUUCAGCUCUUAUAGCACAACUUCUCAUGGAAGACGAAAUAGAAAUGAGAAACCGUAACGGUAACGCUAGCGGUAGCGAUUACGUUAAGGAUCAGAAAGACGGCGGAUGGCAAACAGUUACGUAUUCAAAACGGAACAAGAAACAGCAAAUCUCGAAACUCUCGCACGCGCCGGAGAAUUCUUCCUCCGAUCACCGGCGAUCUAACGGCGUUGGCGGCGCGGAAGUUGAUGUGUUUCGGUCGAUUGAGCAGCAUUCGGAGGAUCGGGUUCGGAGGAUUGCGGAGGAGCGGCGGAGGAGAGAGGAGGUGGAGAGUGGCGAGAGAGAUGGAUCGAAGCGGCAUUCUGAUGAGGAUGAUGGCGAGAGUGACGAUGGAGGUCGUGGUGGAGAUGGUGGAGCUGGAGAGCAAGUGAAGAAGGUGAAGAAACCUAAGGUGAAGAAACCAAAAGUGACGGUGGCGGAGGCGGCUGCGAAGAUCGAUGCCGGUGAUCUAGGCGCUUUUCUUGUUGACAUCACAGCGUCGUAUGAGACACAGCAGGAUAUACUGUUAAUGAGAUUUGCUGAUUACUUUGGAAGAGCAUUUUCAUCAGUGAGUUCAGCUCAAUUUCCUUGGUUAAAAAUCUUCAAGGAAUCCCCUGUUACCAAAUUGGUUGACAUCCCUCUUGCGCACAUCUCUCAAGAUGUUUACAAGACGGCAGUUGAUUGGCUUGGCCAGCGAUCUCUUGAAGCACUUGGGUCCUUUGUGUUAUGGUCAUUGGAUAGCAUUUUUGCUGACUUUGCAAGUCAUCAAGGAGUUGCGAAGGGAUCCAAAAAGGUGGUCCAGCAAUCACCAGCUAAGUCUCAGGUUGCUAUAUUUGUGGUUUUGGCAAUGACAUUAAGACGCAAACCUGAUGUGCUGAUCAAUUUAUUGCCAGUAAUUAGUGAAAAUCCAAAAUAUCAAGGACAAGACAAGCUUCCAGUCACUGUAUGGAUGAUUGCUCAGGCGUCUCAAGGAGAUUUGGUUGUGGGAUUGUACACUUGGAUUCGUGUUCUCUUCCCCAUGCUGAGUGGGAAAUCAAGCAGUAAUCCUCAAUCUAGAGACUUGAUCUUGCAGUUGGUUGAGAGAAUCUUAUCAUCCCCUAAAGCUCGUACAAUUUUAUUAAAUGGUGCUGUUAAAAAGGGUGAGCGCUUGGUGCCACCUUCGGCUCUUGAACUUUUGAUGAGAGUCACCUUCCCUGCUUCUUCAGCUAGAGUUAAGGCAACCGAGAGGUUUGAAGCUGUUUAUCCAACAUUAAAGGAGGUCGCUCUUGCUGGUUCCUCUGGAAGCAAAGCAAUGAAGCAAGUUACGCAGCAGAUAUUGAACGUUGCAGUCAAAGCCAUUGGAGAAGGUAGCUCUGAUCUAUCAAGGGAAGCAAGUGACAUUUUUAUUUGGUGUUUGACACAGAACCCUGAUUGUUACAAACAAUGGGACAUGUUUUAUCUGGAUAAUCUCGAAGCAAGUGUCACUGUUUUGAGAAAGUUGUCUGAUGAAUGGAAGGACCACUCGGUCAAACAUUCUUCUCUAGACACUGUGAGGCAAACUCUAAAGAGUUUCAGGCAGAAGAAUGAGAAAGAAUUGGCAGAGGCAGAAAAUGCAGGCGACCAUGCAUCCUUGAAAGAAGCAGACAAGUGCUGCAAGGCAAUUCUGAGACGAUUUUCACGAGGUCAUGGAUGCAUAAGAAGCUUGUUUAUCGUGUCUGCUGCUCUUGCUGCAGGAGCUGUUAUCAUGUCCCAGAAGGAAUACUGGGACUUGCAAAAACUCUCAGCAAUGCUCAACCUACCAAUUUCAUAA
Dovyalis caffra is the source of this 1818-nucleotide messenger RNA. NCBI's taxonomy places the organism in Eukaryota, Viridiplantae, Streptophyta, Magnoliopsida, Malpighiales, Salicaceae. The record is from the annotation of a GenBank genome assembly.